Helianthus annuus (common sunflower) is the source of this 2900-nucleotide messenger RNA. Its product is annotated as beta-galactosidase 10. Gene Ontology annotation, biological process: carbohydrate metabolic process. Gene Ontology annotation, molecular function: beta-galactosidase activity; carbohydrate binding. The record is from RefSeq and is a predicted model, not a curated record. The transcript has 18 exons. Gene Ontology annotation, cellular component: cell wall; vacuole. The coding region runs from base 142 to 2655 and encodes 837 amino acids. NCBI's taxonomy places the organism in Eukaryota, Viridiplantae, Streptophyta, Magnoliopsida, Asterales, Asteraceae.
ACAAAGAGAGACAAUUACAUGUGCAUGUUACAUAUCUAUAGUAUAUCAGAUCUUUCAAUUAGUUACAUGAAGACAGACCCAUAUAUAUAAAAAGCUUCAAGCUUUCACCAAAACUGAAGUGGAAACAGGAAGCUUUCUUUAAUGGCUUCUAUUGGUUGUACUUUGUUUAUCUUGUUACACAGCUGCUGCUUUGUAUGGUUGUACAUUUUGCCAGUUGCAGAAGCAGCUGCUAACAGUGUGAAGUAUGAUAGUAGAUCACUCAUCAUUGAUGGUCAAAGAAGGCUUCUUAUUUCGGCUGCUAUUCACUACCCUCGUAGUGUCCCUGCUAUGUGGCCCGGAUUGGUAAAAACUGCAAAAGAAGGAGGCGUAGAUGCGAUUGAAACGUACGUAUUUUGGAAUGGACAUGAACCAUCACCAGGCAAUUACUAUUUUGGUGGAAGGUAUGAUUUACCGAAAUUUGUGAAGAUAGUUCAGGAUGCCGGUAUGCUUUUAAUUCUUCGGAUCGGGCCAUUCGUUGCUGCAGAAUGGAACUUUGGCGGUAUACCUGUUUGGUUGCAUUAUGUGCCAGGGACCGUCUUCAGAACCGACAACGAACCUUUCAAGCUUUACAUGCAGAACUUCACAACUCUUAUUGUGAAUAUGAUGAAGAAAGAUAAGUUUUUUGCAUCACAAGGAGGUCCCAUCAUUUUAGCACAAGUGGAAAACGAGUAUGGAUUCUAUGAACCUGCGUAUGGCGAAGGUGGCAAAUCGUACACUCAGUGGGCUGCGAAAAUGGCUCUUUCUCAAAAUACAGGUGUACCGUGGAUAAUGUGUCAGCAAUGGGAUACUCCUGAUCCGGUGAUCAAUACUUGUAAUUCAUUUUACUGUGACGAUUUCAAGCCGAGCUAUCCAACAAUGCCCAAAAUCUGGACCGAGAAUUGGCCCGGAUGGUUCAAGACAUUUGGUGGCAGAGAUCCCCAUCGCCCACCUGAAGAUGUUGCGUAUUCCGUUGCUCGAUUUUUUCAAAAAGGAGGAAGUGUACACAAUUAUUAUAUGUACCAUGGUGGGACGAAUUUCGGACGUACUUCUGGCGGGCCGUUUAUCACCACGAGUUAUGAUUAUGAUGCACCAAUUGACGAAUACGGAUUACCAAGGUUUCCGAAAUGGGGCCACCUUAAGGAGCUUCACCGAGCUAUUAAGUUGUGUGAACACGCGUUAUUGAACAACAAACCAGCUUUGGUUCUUCUUGGUCCGAAACAAGAGGCGGAUGUCUACGAAGAUCAAACGGGAACAUGUGCUGCGUUUAUCGCUAACUUAGAUGACACAAACGAAAAAACAGUUCAGUUUCGAAACGCUUCAUAUACAUUGCCAGCAUGGUCAGUAAGCAUACUUCCCGACUGCAAAAACGUAGUCUUCAACACCGCAAAGGUCGGAUCUCAAACUUCUACCAUUGAAAUGGUGCCGGAGAAACUGCAACCUAAUUGGGAAAUAUACGUUGAGAAAGCCGGGAUAUGGGGCGAAGCAGAUUUUACACGCAACGGUUUUGUUGAUCACAUUAACACCACAAAAGAUACUACUGAUUACCUUUGGCACACAACAAGAUUAUUUGUUGACCGGAGUGAAGACUUUUUAACGAAGGGAAUCAAACCGAUCCUCCUUAUCGAAUCAAAGGGACAUGCCCUUCAUGCAUUUGUCAAUGGCAUACUUCAAGCUAGUGCAUCAGGAAACGGUACUGUUUCACCGUUCAAGUUUAAGAGCCCCGUCUCUUUGAAGGCGGGAAAUAACGAAAUCGCCAUUUUGAGCAUGACUGUAGGCCUCCAAAAUGCAGGAUCGUUUUACGAAUGGGUUGGAGCGGGUUUAACCAGUGUGAAACUCGAAGGUAUGAAGAAUGGAACCAUGGACUUAUCACACACAGCAUGGACCUACAAGAUCGGUUUAGAAGGCGAGCAUUUACGCUUAUACAAUGCAGACAGUGCGAAAAACGUGAAGUGGACAAAGGUUUCCGAGCCACCUAAAAACCAGCCAUUGACAUGGUAUAAGGCUAUCGUGGAUGCCCCGCCUGGAGACGAACCCAUUGCGCUUGACAUGGUUCACAUGGGAAAGGGAUUGGCGUGGUUGAACGGCGAGCAGAUCGGAAGAUACUGGCCCCGAAAAGCUCCAACUGAUAAGUGUGUUACAACAUGUGAUUAUAGAGGCAAGUUUAACCCGGAUAAAUGCAAUAGAGGGUGUGGUGAACCGACACAAAGAUGGUACCAUGUUCCAAGAUCUUGGUUCAAGCCAUCGGGUAACGUUUUGGUGAUAUUUGAAGAGAAAGGUGGCGACCCGUCUCAAAUGAUGUUUUCAAGACGGAAAGUAUCGGCUCUUUGUGCUCAUGUAUCUGAAGAUCACCCAUCGUUUGUCACCAACGACAUGCGAAAAAUCAAAUCAAGUUUGGAGUUAAAAUGCCCGAUCAACGCAUACAUUUCCGGUUUUAAAUUUGCUAGUUAUGGAACUCCUACAGGUUCUUGUCAAUCAUUUACAGUUGGAGAUUGCCAUGAUCCUGAUUCCACAUCUGUUGUUGAAAAGCUAUGCUUGAAUAAGAACGAGUGCAUAGUCGAAUUGAGUGAAGACAAUUUCAAGACGGAACUUUGCCCCGGCAAGACAAAGAAACUUGUUGUGGAAGCAAUGUGUAGCUAAAUCGUGCCAUUUCGAUAUUGGUUGAAUUUAUAUGGUUGUGUUUUUUGUAUCGUCAAGAGUCAUUUUUACGUACAUUUCCGCGGGUCUUUGAUUUCAUGUCUUUGUAAUCCCAAGGGGAAUGAGUACAUGUUAAGGCUGUUGAAACUUGAAACUUGUUGAAAUUUUUAUAGUCAAAAUUUGACUUUGACCCAUAAAAGUCAAAUGUCAACUAUCUUCUAAUAAAAACAUGGUACAAGUACAUACCA